Messenger RNA from Amaranthus tricolor (Joseph's coat), 2232 nucleotides. RefSeq names its product anthocyanidin 3-O-glucosyltransferase 2-like. Gene Ontology annotation, molecular function: UDP-glycosyltransferase activity. NCBI's taxonomy places the organism in Eukaryota, Viridiplantae, Streptophyta, Magnoliopsida, Caryophyllales, Amaranthaceae. The coding region runs from base 657 to 2108 and encodes 483 amino acids. The record is from RefSeq and is a predicted model, not a curated record. The transcript has a single exon.
ACUACCACAUACUCUUCCAUACAGAUAACUAGCUCCAAAUAUUAUUUGUACACUUCUUCAUCCCUGCCCAACACACCACCCUUGUUUCGUUCAAUUAUUAUUUGCUUUUUAGUCAUAUUAUUAAUAAGGGAAAUUACACAUGAUAGCAUUCAGUUUUUAUGAAAUGUCAAUGGUUGUACUUUUUUAAGAAAAUUCCACAUGAUAGCAUUCAAUUUAUGUACAAACUACUUGCCGUAGCAUUUUCCGUUAAAUUCUUGGUAAAUUCCGUUUAAUUCAUUAUUUUGUAAGUUUUUUCCACAUGGUAGCAUCCAAUUUUUGUUUAAUUCACAAUUUUAACUUUAAAUUCACCAAUUUAAUGUUUAAAUAAUGCCAACAAUUUGAAAGAAAACAAAAUUAUUACAACAUUGAUGGACGUUAAUGAAUAAAACGGUGAAUUAAACAUUAAAUUGGUGAUUUAAAGUUAAAAUUGUAAAUUAAAUAAAAACUGGAUGCCAUGUGGAAAAAACUUAUAAAAUGAUGAAUUAAACGAAAUUUAACAAGAACUUAACGAAAAAUACCACGGCAAUUAAUUUGUGCAUAAACUGAAAGCUAACGUGUGAAAUUUCCCUAUUAAUAAUCAUCAAUUCAGGUCAGAGUCUCGUACCCGUAUUACUCCAAUGGAGAUAGUGUUCAUUCCAAGCCCAGGAAUGGGUCAUCUUAUCUCAACUGUAAACAUGGCUAAACUCAUCCUUCAAGGCGAUCAUCGCUUUUCCAUCUUCAUCAUCAUAAUCAACUCCCCUAUGUCAUUUUCGACCGUCAAUUCCUUCAUUGAUUCCCAAAAACGUGAUAAUCAAUACCCAACUCGUCUCAUCUUCCACACUUUGCCCCCUCUUUUAAAUCCUCCUGAACCGUCUUCUCCAACCUUCUUUCAGACCUUCCGAGACCUCCAAAAGCCCCUCGUUAAGCAGGCUAUCGAGGAAAGGAUUCAAGAAGGUUCACCCAAGCUUUCUGGGUUCAUCCUCGAUAUGUUUUGUACAGACAUGAUUGACAUUGCAGAUCAAUUUCAAGUCCCCUCGUAUGUGUUCUUCACAUCCGGAGCUAACCUUUUGAAUGUCCUGUUUCAUUUUCAAUCAUUAGCUGAUGAUGAAGGGGUUGAUCUUUCAGCUGAGUUUGAUGACCCGAAUACCGAGUUUGCCAUUUCCGGGUUUGUGAACCCGCUCAAAGAGAAGUACUUGCCUGCUGUAUUGGUCGAUAAAGAACUUGGGUCCGCUAUGUUGAUCAAACACGCAAAAGGUUUGAGAAAAUCUAAGGGUAUUUUGAUUAAUACAUUUGUAGAGCUAGAAACAAUUGGUACAGAUGCUUUGUUUGAUCUUGUAGCUAAGGGUAGUAUCCCUCCUGUUUAUCCAGUGGGUCCCAUUUUAGAGCUCGGGAAAAACAGUACAAGUGGGUCCCACCAAGAUUAUAUGUCAAUAAUGAAGUGGCUUGAUGAUCAGCCCUGUUCUUCAGUGGUGUUCCUCUGUUUUGGAAGUAUGGGAAGCUUUGAUGCCGAUCAAGUAAAAGAGAUAGCUAAUGGUUUAGAGAAAUCCGGGUAUCGAUUUUUAUGGUCUCUUCGGAAACCACCUCCGGAGGGUAAAUUUGCAAAGCCAAGUGAGGACGGUACGUUUGAAGAUGCCUUACCUGAAGGCUUUAUGGACCGUACGGCUGAAAGAGGAAAAAUUAUAGGGUGGGCCCCACAAGUGUCGAUAUUAGAGCAUUUUGCUAUUGGCGGGUUUGUGUCGCAUUGUGGAUGGAAUUCGACGUUAGAAAGUAUGUGGUUUGGUGUUCCUAUGGCAACGUGGCCACUUUACGCUGAGCAACAAUUGAAUGCAUUUUCGCUUGUUAAGGAGCUUGGCUUAGCAGUCGAGAUUAGGAUGGAUUAUCGACGUGAUUUUAGAUCAAAUAAAGCCAAUUUUCAGGUGACUGCUGAGGAGAUUGAGUAUGGUGUUAGAAAAUUAAUGUGUAUGGAUGAUGGAGCUAGGAAUAGAGCGAGUGAAAUUCGAAGAAAGAGUAGAAAAGCUUUAGAAGAUGGUGGAUCUUCUCACAAAAGUUUACGGAGAUUUAUUGAGCAUGUUUUGAGUAAUGUUGGCUAGAGACUAAAAUAUGACUAUCAUUAAGUGGACGGCAUUUUUGUUUUAGUGCUCCUCUAAUAAUAAAUAUAUAUGAUGCUAUUGCUGUGCUUGCUUGUUUUACUAAUAUGAUUAAUGUUAAUUUUAA